UUCACUCGGCCGUCCACCGUUCCGACGCGUCGGGAUCAGAGAGGACGCAAAUCAAGUGAAACAAAUCUUGUGACAGGAGAAAAAGUUCAUGCUGGAGUUUUCAAAGCGCUCCGACGGCCUCAUGAAGUCCAAACUGAACAUGGACAGUUUGACCAAGACAGAUUUGCUGAUGCUUUUCAGCAUCCUGGAAGGAGAGCUGGAGGCCCGGGACCUCAUCAUUGAAGCCCUGAAGGCGCAGCGCAAAGAGCUUUUUAUCCAGGAGCGCUAUGGAAAGUACAACCUCAGCGACCCCUUCCAGGCCUUGCAGAGAGACAGCGAGACUGUGGGCGGCCAGAACAAGGAGCCCAGCUGCUCCUCUUCCACCUCCAACCCUCUGGUGGUUCUCAAACUGGUGGUGAGCCACUGCAGGAGGAUGCAGGAGAAGAUGCUGGCCCAGCUGGCUGCAGCUGAGAGCAGACACAGAAGGGUCAUUGCAGACCUGGAGGAGGAGAAGAGACGGCAUGCAGAGGACACAGCCGAGGGAGACGACGUCACCUACAUCCUGGAGAAGGAAAGGGAGCGCUUACAACAGCAGCUGGAAUUCGAGCGGAGCCAGGUCCGACGGCUGGAAAAAGAACAGCGGCGGAUUACUGACCAGCUAGAGGAAGAACGGGCUCAACACAAACAGCUCUCCUGCGCUCUGGCCAAAGAGUGCAAGUGGGCGAGUGCCAGGGCUCUGGAGGAGGGUCACCGGCUGACUGAGCUGGGCCGCAAACUUGACAAGGAAAAAGAGGCUUGUCAGGCCCUGAGGAAGGAGCUGGAGGAUGAGAGGACAAGAGCUCUCAGGAUGGAGGCGAGGGUGGAGGAGCAGCUGGCUGAGUUUGACACGGAGCGCGAACAGCUCCGCUCUCGUUUGAAGAAGGAGGAAGCUCAUUGUUGUCAGCUUCAACAGCAGGUGGAAGAGCUGAAGAGGAAACUGGAGGAGGUGAACGUGGUGAAAGAAAGAGGAGCCGCGACAGCUCCAGUGGAGGCAGAAGCAAGCGAGUGGGCAACAAAAGUUCCUCCGGGAAAGACAUUAGCAGACAUUAUUAAGGUGGAGGACAUUGAGGAGGACAGAAACAAGCCACCUGGGCAGCCAAAAGUCAACGGUCACCAUUGUCCAGCAGAGACCAACGGGCAUCAUAGUCCAAACAGCGCCGUCUCAGAGAAGACAUGCCAACAGAAUGUGAAUGAAAAUCCUCCAAAUCAUCAGACGCAGUUAUCACCUGCUGCCUCCUCCUCCUCCAGUGCCGUGUCCCCCACUCUCCCUCCUUCCUCCCCCUGCGCCUCACCUGUUCUCGCCAAACGCCCCCCUGGCAGCCCGAGUCCCGGAAGCUAUCAGUCCCCGUACCAGGCCGGGAUCAACCAGCGCUUCCAUGCUGCUCGCCACAAGUUUCAGGGCACCACCGACCCGGAGCCGCAGCCCGCACAGCCUGCUCCUCCACCGUCGCCGAAGGAGCCCUCUCCUGUGGCGAGCAGCCCCCUCCCGGAGGCCAGCCCAGUCAAGCAGAUGGCGCGCAGCACAGUCACUCAAGUUCUGUCUCGCUUCACCACCGUCCAGCAGAGUGCCACGCCAAAGCUCGCCACCCCGAACAACUCGCCCUUCGGCACGGAUUACCGCAGCCUGGCAGCGCCCUUGUCUCCGGUCAUCGGAAGGGCCACAGGGGCAGCGGCCCAGGGAAUCAGAUCGCCCACCAUCCCCAGGGCAGACAGAGGCAACCCUCCGCCCAUCCCACCCAAGAAGCCCGGUCUAGCCCAGGCCCCGCCCUCCCCUGCAGCCGUGCCCAGGUCUGCCAGCCAUUUCUCUGACAGCCCCCUCCCAGGCAGCUGUGGCCUCACCUCCAGCCAGGAGGGAGUCAAAGAACUGGACGUGGUGGUUUCAUCCAAUUAACCGAUCCAGCGGUUUAUGAGUCAGUUGCUGCUCUGCUUAUGGCACCAUGGUUUGAUCAACAUUUCAGUAAUAAGACUGAAAUAUUGUCUUGUACUUGACAGGAUUCAUAUCAUUUGCGUAUACAAACAGAGGUCCCUUCAAACACUGUUACACUCUUAGUAUUUAUUAGAUAUAUUUUAAAUAUACACAGAGGAACUACGUUAGGUUGUUAUUCAAGGGUGAUGCUAAUGAGAAAUUAUAAGGUGCCAAUACUGUAGAAUGGGCACACUGUACUGCUCCAGUAUAUUCUUAUUUCUAUGGUGACAUUUUUACAAACAAUACAAACCGGAGGUGUUUUAUUUUUAUGAUCUGAAGUGUGUUGCUUUGGUAUUAUAACACAUAAUCAUUGGACCAACGUAUCUUAUUUCAGUCUGCACUCAUGUUUCUAUUUUUAUAUCAUUGUGUAGUUACUUUGAUAAAUGUUCUUCAGUUAUUAAUGUAAGAUCAUGUUACACUGCAGAUGAUCUGACCAGUGUCGUACUAUUGUGUCAUACUUUGUAUGUAUUAUUUUAAUGUUGCCUAGUUACAAUCAUAUAGGCUCAGAUUAUGCUGGCGCCAGAUGUUUUUUUUUUAGUCAUGCAUGAAUCUCAUGCCUUUAUCAUUUAAAAGGAACCAUUAUAAAAUGAGUCUUUUUUUUUUUUUUUUUGUUAAUCAUAGCAUUAAUAUCAGAACCCAGCUGCCGUGUUGCUUGUAUCUGCUUUUAUCUGAAACUUCACAGCAGUCUGUAAGCUGGAAAAUGGCAUAUUUAAUAAAUUUAUCCUGAAGAUUAUCA
Messenger RNA from Mugil cephalus (flathead mullet), 2720 nucleotides. RefSeq names its product CTTNBP2 N-terminal-like protein. The record is from RefSeq and is a predicted model, not a curated record. Bases 89 to 1909 code for a protein of 606 amino acids. NCBI's taxonomy places the organism in Eukaryota, Metazoa, Chordata, Actinopteri, Mugiliformes, Mugilidae. The transcript has 7 exons.